This is a messenger RNA of Cyprinodon variegatus (sheepshead minnow), 2000 nucleotides long. RefSeq names its product chromosome-associated kinesin KIF4-like. The transcript has 18 exons. Bases 4 to 1899 code for a protein of 631 amino acids. Gene Ontology annotation, biological process: microtubule-based movement. Gene Ontology annotation, molecular function: ATP binding; microtubule motor activity; microtubule binding. The record is from RefSeq and is a predicted model, not a curated record. Lineage: Eukaryota; Metazoa; Chordata; Actinopteri; Cyprinodontiformes; Cyprinodontidae.
AGGAUGGCCACAGCGAUCAUAAACACAGAUAUGUGUCAGGGAUUUGAGUCACUGAGAGUGGGAGUUGUACUCCCUACAAGUCCAGAACAUGCAGACCAUGGAGCUCUCGCAGUUGAAGGAUGUGAAGUUAAAUACAUAUCUGCAUUAAAUAGGGAACCAGAGUGCUUCACAUUUGAUCAGGUCGUAACAGCAGAUACUAUGGAGAGUUUUCACUCUGAGCUCCUGCAGCCUCUGACUGAGUUCCUAUCAAGUGGCUUUAACAUAACACUGCUGCUGUGUGGGACACCCACAGAGAUGGUUGAAGCCCUGACGGAAAAAAGCAUCCUUAGACAGGUCUUGGCUAAUCUGUCUGGUUGCACAAGAAUGCAAGAAAGAGCCGAGUCUUUCAUCUCUGUAUCAUUUCUUCAGUUUUACCCAGAUGGCAAUGCAGUGGAUCUAUUCAGCCUCAACAAAGAGACCUUACAGCUUGUAACACAUCCAGUUCUUGGAAGUGUUGUGGAAGGUUUAUGUGAGGUGUGUGUAUCUUCAGCAGAAGAGGCCUUUGAUUUUUAUAAAAUCUGCAGGGAGACAAUGAAAACCAACACAGAAAGUAUCUCCAGCCGAUGCAGUUGCCUCUUCUCAGUGACAGCUGAAUGGAAACUCCAUCCGCAGCAGGUGGAGUCGGAUGUCUGUCGCAGCAAACUGCAGCUGUUCAGCCUCGCCGGAGGAGCCAGUAGGACUGACCUCAGAGGGGUCAUCCCACUGUUGAAGAUUCUGGACCAUAAUCCUCCUUCUUCAGUCAGUGACAGCCUCCUUAAUGCUCUGCUUAAAGAUGCUCUUACAGGAAACAACAGAACAUUCCUCAUUUACUGCAUCACCUCUCAAGGUUUCGUCGAUGAUGAAACUCAAUCUGCUCUACAUUUGGCUCAGAAAGUGAGGGGAUUAGUUACUAAACCCACUUCUGUUCGCUGGAAUCCAAAGAGAACAGAGCAGGAGCUUCGUGAAAGCAUCCUGGAGCUACAAAAUGUGAUGCUGCUGGGAGAAAAUCAGGUUCACAACAUUUACAAGUUAGCUCAGCUGACUCAGAAUCUAAAGACAGUGAAAAAUCAGUCAUGGGAGAAGAGAAGAGAGGAGUCAGAGAAGAUAAAAGUUAAAAUUAAGAAAUCAUCAGUCAGCCCCCAGAUGCUUUCUGCAGAUUUCCUUUUUGAUCAUAAAGACGACACCGAAACAGCUAAAUAUCUGCAGGAAAGGUUAAGACAAGAAAUGGAGGAACACAUCAAAGAAGGGAAAGACAGUGCUGAAAAGGUCCAGGAGAGGGUGACCAGAAUCCAAAAGCUGAAAGAAGCUCUCAGAGAAGAAUCACUGAAGAACAGAAAUGUUUUAAGAGAGUCUCAACUCCCUCAACAAUCUCAGUUGGAAUACAAUGAAGCACAGGAGCGGAGGAGGCAACUUAAGGAGGAUCACAUGAGAUUAAUUCAGGAGGAGGUGGCGAAGAUGGAGAGAGACUUGGCGCAGGAGCAGCCACCGACAGAAAGCCCUCAGAGGGAGCUGCUGGUGUUGAGCAGAGAGAGGCAGAUCCUGCUGAUGCACAUAGAGGCGCUUCGUGCCGAGGCCCAGCAGGCAGAGAGCGACCUUCAGGAACAGCAUCACAGACACCAAACAGAGCUGCAUUGUUUGAGGGAGGAGAGCCUGCAGGUGUUCAGGGUGUUUCGUGAAGUCAGUGAGGAGCAGAGGAAGAUUUCAGAAGGCAGAUAUAGGAGCGUGCUGCUGGAAGCUGUGCAGGAUGCCAUCUACCUGUCAGCGCAGAACCAGCAGCUGCAAGCUGAGAACAAGCAACUUAAAAAAGCCUUGGGGGAGAUGAAAGAUGCUCUUGCUGUGCGAGGAAGUCCUGCGACUGACCAGAUAAACCAGCAGCAAUGAGAGGAAUCCUUUGUUGGUGAAUGCUUCAGAAAAUGUAUUGGUCAUUAAACACAGGAUGUAACACUUUAUCCCUGACAAUGUUGGUAAAACACAAUGGAUUA